CAGGGGCGGACUGACCAUUUGGAAACUCGGGCACUGCCCGAGGGCCCGAGGUCAGUAGGGGGUCCCAUGAGAUGCCCCUGGUACCUUUUCAUAGGCUUUUUUGAGUUUGGGCAAGGACACAGGGGCCCCAUGAUCCCCUAUUGCCCGGGGGCCCCAUGAGUUGUCAGUCCGCCCCUCGAUACCCCCCUCACCACACGCAAGCUCCAGAUCAGUGGCUAGCAACUCAGGGCCACAGUUUCAUGUCUGCUCUG
Staurois parvus is the source of this 251-nucleotide messenger RNA. NCBI's taxonomy places the organism in Eukaryota, Metazoa, Chordata, Amphibia, Anura, Ranidae. The record is from the annotation of a GenBank genome assembly.